Conger conger (European conger) is the source of this 4085-nucleotide messenger RNA. RefSeq names its product solute carrier family 25 member 38b (gene slc25a38b). The transcript is spliced from 7 exons. Gene Ontology annotation, biological process: glycine import into mitochondrion. NCBI's taxonomy places the organism in Eukaryota, Metazoa, Chordata, Actinopteri, Anguilliformes, Congridae. Gene Ontology annotation, molecular function: glycine transmembrane transporter activity. Gene Ontology annotation, cellular component: mitochondrion; mitochondrial inner membrane. The record is from RefSeq and is a predicted model, not a curated record. The coding region runs from base 1291 to 2199 and encodes 302 amino acids.
CCUAUUCUGGGUUGAACACCAUUUUUGGGAAUUUGGUAAAUAAAAGGUAGUGUAUUCCACUGAGCUCCCUGGAUGCUCUCCACAUCAGUUCUUACUCCGUACCAUUUACUAAUACCUGAAAUCAGGUUAACACAAGUUGAAGCCAAUCUGCAGACCACGUACAGUACAACACGUCUAAAUACAUCUUUCCACAUCAAGAUGACUGCUUAUACACACACCAAGCACUUUAUUAGGUAUCUAGAAGACUUGAGCCUAUCCACUUGGAGUUAUGAUGCGUUGUGUGUUCAGAGAUGCUCUUCUGCAUACCACUGUUGUAAUGUGCGGUUAUUUGCGUUACUGUCACGUUCCUGUCAGCUUUGACCCGUUUGGCCAUUCUCCUCUGACAUCUCUCAUUAACAAGGCGUUUCUGUCUGCAGAACUGCUGCUCACUGGAUUUUAUUUUUGUUUUUUGCACCAUUCUUUGAAAACUCCCAGGAGAUCAGCAGUUUCUGAGAUACUCAAAUCACCCUGUAAAUGGUUGGCUUAUAUAUAGCACCUUUAUCCAAAGCACUGUACAAUUGAUGCUUCUCAUUCACCCAUUCAUACACACUCACACACCAACGGCGAUUGGCUGCCAUGCAAGGCGCCAACCAGCUCGUCAGGAGCAUUUGGGGGUUAGGUGUCUUGCUCAGGGACACUUCGACACACCGGGUGGGAUCAAACCAGCAGCCCUCUGACUGCCAGACGACUGCUCUACCGCCUGAGCCAAUGUCGCCUGAACAUGAGCCGGUAUGAACGAGUAACAAGACUCCUGAAUUUUCAGCUGUCCAUACAUUUGUAAUGCCGAAUGAAUCUAAAUCCCACAUUUGUCUGCCACCCACAAUCAUUCCACGGUCAGUGUCACAUUUUCCCCCCAUUUUCAUGGUUGAUGUGAACAUUAACUUAAGCUCCUGACCCGUAUCUACAUGAUUGUAUGCAUUGCACUGCUGCCACACAAUUGGCUGAUUAGAUAAUCGCAUGAAUAUGUAGAUGUAAUAAAGUAAAAAUAAAGUGCUUGGUGAGUGUAUUUAGGGUCUGCUGUCUGAAGCUGACAUAUUCUUGUAAAGUUCAACACAAAUCAAGGAGUCUAGGAAAGCUCAAGGUUAGUGCACUUAAAUGAAUGAUAUAGACAAUCAGUUUAAUGUUGUUCACCUGUUGGCAAUUGCAUUCAGUUCUUGUGCUAUCUGUCCCAUGUUACAUCAUAGAUUUUGUAGUGCUGACAGGUGAGCCCCCCCCCUCCCCACGUUUUAUCAGCAAGUGAACUUCACUGAAAUGGCUAAAUGUGACAGGAAAGUUUGUGGAAGUCACCGAAUAUCAAAACCAAGUAACCAAGCUCACCCCGCGCUCAAGGCCUUCAUGUGCGGCUCUCUCAGUGGAACCUGCUCCACCCUGCUCUUCCAGCCUCUGGACCUGGUGAAGACCCGGCUGCAGACCCUGCAGAACAACAUGCACCCAGGCUCGCCAAAGGUGGGGAUGGUGACGGUGUUUCUCAGUGUUGUGCGGACAGAGAAACUGCUGGGCCUGUGGAAGGGAGUCUCACCGUCCUUCAUGCGCUGCAUCCCCGGGGUGGGCAUCUACUUCAGCACCUUCUACUCGCUGAAGCAGCGCUUCUUCCAGGAGCGCAGCCCGAGCGCGCUGGAGGCCGUCAUGCUGGGCGCGGGGGCACGCACCGUGGCCGGCGUCUGCAUGCUGCCCGUCACCGUCGUCAAAACGCGCUUCGAGAGCGGCAGGUAUAACUACGUGACUGUGCUGGGAGCACUGCGCAGUGUGUACGUGACGGAGGGUCCCAGGGCUCUGUUCUCCGGCCUCACUGCCACCCUGCUCAGAGACGCCCCCUUCUCCGGCAUCUACGUCAUGUUUUACAGCCAGGCCAAGAGGUCCCUGCCACAGACGAUGAGCUCGUCGGCCUGCGCUCCCUUGCUGAACUUCAGCUGCGGCGUGAUGGCGGGAGUCUUGGCCUCCCUGGUCACUCAGCCUGCCGAUGUCGUCAAGACGCACGUGCAAGUGAGCCCUCACCUGUACAAGAGCACCGGGGAUGCUGUGCGCUCUAUCUACCUGGAGCAGGGGCUGAAAGGGUUCUUCCGGGGGGCAGUGCCACGGUCCCUGCGCAGGACUCUGAUGGCUGCCAUGGCCUGGACAGUGUAUGAACAGCUAAUGGCCAGAAUGGGCUUAAAGUCCUGAAGAAGAGACGGCUGGGCGUGUGCUUUAUACAGGGUGGCCAGAGGAAAGUGAGUGAGGAGGGGGAGUGAGUAUGUGUGCUGUAGUCAAUGGUCCGGGCUGGAAAGCAGUUGAAUAUAUUUUAUCAUGCAAAAUAUGAAUUUGAGGGAGGAAGGAUUAAGUGUAUGUCGGGGUGGGUAGAAGAUGGGCUAUUAAGAAAGAUGGCGAGAGUGUGUGUGUGUGUGCGCACGUGUGUGUGCACGCCCACGUGUGAGUGCACAUAAGUGUGAGUGUAAGGGAUGUGUUGCUCUUUUAACAUUCUUAAGUGUUAACCCUGACCUAAACUGACAUUCCUGAGCAGCUGUGAAUAUGUACAUAUCUGUGAGAUUGAGAGUGAGCGCAUUGCUGCGGACAGAGCCUCUGGCCUGGGCCCUCUGAAGGCCAGCAGUUACUGUGCCACUGACUAAACACGCACAGGUCAGUCAGAUUGUGGCUGCUGAUUAUCAACUGACUGACAGACUCUCAAAAAUAAGGGAAUUAUUGUGCCAUUAACAUAAUACAUCUCACCUUACUGACACAUAGAUCUGAGCCAACGGUUGACUUAUUCACUGAUGGAUGGACACUCGGACUGAUUCACGUGCUGCUUAAUUUUACAGCUGACAGGGUGAUGACUAUUGAAGCACAGACAAUCACAAUGCAUUUCCUUUGACUUGAUUCCAGUGUAGGAUGAAGCUUUGUACUGGACUGACUUAAUUUAUUCUAUUGCACUAACUGACUAUAGGACACACUACUGCUUAAUGCUAUGCUACACUGAAAUGACUAAAGUGAACUAAACUACAGGCUAUUCGGGGGUGGACAUUUUCCACGCCGAGGAAAGAGUAUCGUUUGCCAUUAUGCACAGACUGGAUUCACUUCUAAAGGUGGUCUCUUGUGACCUGAAGACGAAGUGGCUGUCUCAGCCUCUCCAGGCUGUGAAAGUGCAGUGUGCUGUUGGGUGAUACAUGUGACCCUGCUGCCAGAUCUCGUGAUCUACACCAAAAGCACAACAGAGGAGCCAGUGAGAAAAUAUUGUGUGUGUGUGUCAUGUCAUGUGCCAUCACAGGAGCUCCAUAUCUGCAAAUGCACUUUAGAAUAGAGCAAAUAAUUAUUCAUCCAGCUCAUGCCAGGACUCGCAUCUGGUGAACGGCUGGGUGUCUGGCACUGUGGAGCCAGUGUCUUUUUUGCCUUUCCUGUGAGUGCCGUACUAUACUUUAACAUACCACACUAUACCUUUCAACUGUACAUUUGCCUUCUUCAGAAAGUAUUGUGAGUCAUUGUCUGAAACAGUAUUGUCAUCAUCGUCAUUGUAGUUUGUUUCUGUCUGUGGAUGAGCCCUUGCUCAGUUUGUGCUCAAGUGAAUAAAUCUUCCUUUUUAUAUAUAUAUUAAAAAAAAGAUCAUUUAAGGCAUUUUGUUGUGGUACUUCCAUCAGUACAUCCACAACCAUUCACACAGUGGUGGAUUCUCUUGUGUUUUUGUUUUAUUUGUAUUGUAUAUUAUUUUACAGUGUGUGUGUGUGUGUGUGUGUGGCUGCAGUGUACAUAUUGUACAGAGCAGACUGCUCUCGCUGUCCCACGUGCUGCGUGUUAACACAACAGAGAAUGACAGGCCCUGCCUGGGGACAUGGGGCUAGCAGUGCUGAGGACCCCUGAGGAACACCAGGCAUAGCACAGGACAGCCUUGCUGCUAACCACUCCCACAGAGAGAGGGGUGAAGGGUAAUGCUGACAGAGACUGAACUGACACACACAAGAACAGGCCAUUGCGUUUAUAGUAGCUGUUCAGUGACUUCAUUGAUGUACUAUAUUUUCUAUUUUCUCCAGUCAGGUGGAAUACAAUGAUGUCUUUUUCAAAAUAAAUGUCUGUUAAAAAGC